AACUAUGUUUUCCACUUUUCAUUUAAAAAAAUAUCUCAUUCAAAUUUGAAUGAGGACAGUGCCGAUAACCUAGCGGAUGUAUUAAUCGCAAUCGUAUUGGUCAAUGCUUAAGCGACCUUGAAAAGUAGAUCAAAAAGUCGAUAGGCAUCGAACAGCAGUUAACCUAUUAACCUCCAUUCAUCAAUCUAUAAAAACAAGGAAUGGAAUGAAUGGAUUCAAUUCGACACAUUUGUUAUCUAUGUUGAAUAGAUAAUAUAUCAGUUUCCUACUCAAAAAUGUUCAAUAUACAUAAUAUAGGUUGAUAUGAUAUGAUAAAUGCUCAACCCCUUGAGGUUAUGUGCGCUCCUAUCCAAGAAUUAAUCUCUGAUAAAAAAUUGGAAUUUUAGCAUAAUAUAGUAUUUUCAUCAAUUUUAAUAAUGGCAGGUGAAAGUCUAAGGAAAAAUGAAAUUAAACAAGUUUAUAUCUCAUCAUUUCUGGCUGGAGGCUUUGCUGGAUUUGCUGUAGAUAUGAGUUUAUUUCCUUUGGAUACUUUGAAAACUCGACUUCAGUCUCCACAAGGUUUCCUUAAAGCAGGUGGUUUCAGCAAUGUUUACAAGGGUAUAGGUCCACAAAUGAUUGGAAGUGUACCACAGGGGGCUCUAUUUUUCCUAACCUAUGAAAGUAUAAAAUAUUACCUGGAUCCGUAUGUAACAGAUAAAACUAGACCUUUAGUUCAUAUGUUUGCCGCAUCUACAGGUGAAGUGGUAGCUUGUUUACUACGAGUACCAAUGGAAGUAGUGAAACAGAGAAGACAAACGGCUGUGAAUAAGAAACAUACCUCAUUGCACAUAGCCAUCAAAACUUAUAAACGUGAUGGAUUUAUGGGGUUUUACCAAGGUUUCAGAUCAAUGGUUUAUAGGGAAAUACCGUUUUCAUUUAUUCAGUUUCCGUUGUUAGAAUAUUUCAAGACUAGUUAUCGAAAAAAAAUCAAAAACAAUAUACCAUUGGAACCUCACGAAGUGGCCUUAUGUGGAUGCUUAGCAGGUGGUAUAGCAGCUGCUGCGACAACUCCGUUAGAUGUUGUAAAAACAAGAAUAAUGCUAGAAACUAAAAAAAAGGAAGGCAAUAAAUCACUUGACAUCAAAAAUGUAUUUUUAACAGUUUUAAGGGAGAAAGGAAUAAAAGGGUUAUUUGCCGGGUUCGGACCAAGAGUUGCUUGGAUCAGUUUGGGGGGUUAUAUAUUUUUCGGUGUCUAUGAUUUUGGUAGAAGAUUUAGCAACACACAUAUUCUUAAUGUUGAUCCAGAUCCUCCCCUGUGAUAAUCCAAAAUAUGGAUGACAUUAGUAGUUUUUCAAUAAAUUGUUUUUUUUUA
This is a messenger RNA of Harmonia axyridis, 1351 nucleotides long. Its product is annotated as S-adenosylmethionine mitochondrial carrier protein. Gene Ontology annotation, cellular component: mitochondrial inner membrane. The record is from RefSeq and is a predicted model, not a curated record. Gene Ontology annotation, molecular function: S-adenosyl-L-methionine transmembrane transporter activity. The coding region runs from base 417 to 1298 and encodes 293 amino acids. Gene Ontology annotation, biological process: transmembrane transport. The transcript is spliced from 7 exons. NCBI's taxonomy places the organism in Eukaryota, Metazoa, Arthropoda, Insecta, Coleoptera, Coccinellidae.